Molecule: messenger RNA, 2325 nt
Organism: Ramularia collo-cygni
Lineage: Eukaryota; Fungi; Ascomycota; Dothideomycetes; Mycosphaerellales; Mycosphaerellaceae
Exons: 1
Coding region: 1-2325 (774 amino acids)
Molecular function (GO): protein binding
Source: RefSeq, a predicted model, not a curated record
AUGCUUGAAUGCCGCGCAUGCGUCCUGCGCUGUGUUCGUGCCAUUGCUGCCGAUGGCGCAUCUCCCAUCAAUGGCGCAUUGRUCCUGACUCCCCGAAUCUCUGCCCGAACCAACACCCGCCGCAACCUGACCACCACCUCCACGCCAGCACCGCAAGAUGCGCUCUCGAACAGCUAUCUUCCAUCGGGACGCACCAACCCGAAGGAAGAAUCCACACAAUUGACCUCUUCAAGUACUGUUCGAGCGCUCCAAGCCGAGCUCWAGUAUCUUACAGACCCGCUCAAACUCGCCUCACACAUCCACUACGUCCUCCGGCAGAAUGACCCAGCAAAAGCCUUGGAUCUUGCGCGUAUGGCAUCCAAAUCGACAGCAUCAUCCAGUGAUGUUGUCGUGGCGUGGAAUCACUGUGUGGACUGGCACAUGCGCUCGGGUCGCGUGACGGAAGCCUUGAAAAUCUACAAUGAGAUGAAGAAGCGAGGUGUCUUUCCCGAUGCACACACAUACACCCUUCUUUUCCGCAGYUUUUUGCCCACGGAUGGGAAGAAAGUGGACGAGGCAACGGUGGCCAAGGCCACGAAUAUUUACUAUUCAAUGCUAACGCCUACGAGUCGCGUCAGACCGUCGAUCAUACACACAAAUGCUGUAUUGAGGGUGUGUACGUUGGCCGGGGAUAUGGAUGCUUUGUGGGGUGUUGCAGCAAGAAUCCCGGAGCGUGGACCGGGAAGUGCGGAUACUGUGACCUAUACCAUUCUCCUCUCUGCCAUACGCUGGGGAGCGAUGGGGGCAGUAGACGAGGACGGGGUAUACCUGGAACAAGUAGGUGGAAAGCGGCAAGGCGCCGUGAACGAAGGUAGACGGAUAUGGAUGGAGUGUAUUCAGAGAUGGAGGAGCGGAGAUCUAGUCAUUGAUGCGGAAUUGGUCUGUCAAAUGGGCACCCUGCUGUUGAUAUCAAACAGGAUGGAAGACUGGGACGAUGUUUUUUCUCUCGUGGAGCAAACUACACGCAUACCACGCCAGAUUGUCCCUCUCGACCAUCCCGACCGACGAAUCGGCCAUGUCCCCCAAGAGACGCUAAUCGGCGACGAUGUGGUUCAGAGUACUCCUACAGCAGAAGAAGAGCAAGAUGGAUUUGUUCCAACGCCGGCAAGCAAAGCGUUCCAUAACGUUCCUACCACCAAGACCUUCAGUAGCCCAAUAUGGGUCCUGGCAGGCAACCCGAUCCUURAACUUCUAAUCCAAGCAUGCAUAACGAUGCGCAUUCCCAAAACGGCAAUCGCCUAUUGGGAACUCAUCACCUCACCUCCACACUCCGUCACUCCAGAUCUCAAAAACUACCAAUCGCUGCUCCGACUCUUCCGACUCAACCGAUCUUCCGCCAAAGCCGCCGCGCUUGUCGAGCUGAUGCACUCACCCGAGGGAGGAAGCGUGCAUCCAACAGGCUACACUUACCGGGAUGCUCUUGCAGUCUGCGCUAGGGAUCACAAGAAUCCCAGCAUCAUGGGAAACGCGUUGAGGAUUGUGCAGGACAUGGGCAAGCGGCUGGAUGAUGUAGAUGUGCCAACUUUAGAGGCUUUUCUGAGCCUCGCGAUGACUACAGAUUCGGGCCACAAUAUUUGCGGUGCUUUGGAUGCGAUUGAUGUGUUCUUGCCGCAGAUCGUGGCUCGAAUCCCCGGGCAGGAGAAGGGCGAGGGAAAUCCAGAGGAAGGCCGCAAUGACAUGAUGCAUCGCACCGGAUCCGAGAUGAGACGUCAAGAGGAGGAAGCGAUGAGAUUUGCCACACAGAUGAUUGGUUGCAUUCAGAAGCUCAUGACAGCCGAGAUGGUGCCCAAGUAUCAGUUGAACAGGUUCAUCGAAUGGAGGAAUAGCCUCAACCGUAGCCUCAGCAGAGCUACGUGUGGUGCUGUUAAAAACUGGCAUUGGGAACAGGGGGAUGGAAUCGCAGGGUACAAGACUCGGACGGAGCGAAGAGAAGAGUAUAGGAGUGAGGAUGGAGCAAUGGGUCUUCGAGAGAGGGCGGACUAUAAGCUGAGUCGGGAGAAGGGCUCGACAUAUGGAUUGGUUCGAAAGCCUAGGGAAGAGGGCACAAGAGUGCAGAUUUUCAGGUAUGGGGCGUUGGAUGACUCAGGGAGGCUUGUCACACCACCAGUUGUGGAUAAAAACAAGAAGAUGUUUGAGCGCCAGUCGGGAGGUCUUCUUCAACGACGCGUUGUGCUGGGUUCGCCCAAGAAGAUGGCGACGAAGAAGAAGAACAAGAGCGGCAAGAAAGAGGGGACGAAAGAAGCGGAAGGAGCGGUUUCGGCCGGUGAGAUGGCGGAGCAGUCGUAG